GUUGUAACUUUUUCCGUCUUCCACCUUCAAGCCAAUACUCCGAUUUUGGUUCCAGUUGAACAUGGCGACCCAUUCUCUUACACGCAGAUGUGCUGGACUUACCUCUACAAGUCCCACAUCAGUAGUUCAAGGAUUUAUAAAGACCGCCACAACAACCCGGUCAUUCCACCACAACACCCCGCGUCCAGUCUUGGAUUUUCUUGUUCCACGUUUGGGUAUUCCCUUGCAGUCGGCAUAUGACCUCAAGCAGAAUGAGAUAAUAAAGAAUUCCUUGAGAUGUUUCUCGACCACUAGGACACGAAAAGCUACCAUGACCACAUUCAAUCCACAAAAGAACGAAGAUGGCACAGAACAGAAGAUUGAAAUCACAUCGCGUGCUGCAGAUCGUUUGCAACAACUCCGCAAGAAAGAAAACAACCCUAAUCUUGCCCUUCGAGUCGAAGUCCAGUCAGGGGGUUGCCACGGGUUCCAAUAUGUGAUGUCUCUGUGCGACCUUCCCGCCAAUAUAUCCCGAGAUCUCUUCUCGAAGGAUGAUAUCCAAGAAGAAUCCUCCCCUGCUCUAAAUACUUCAUCCACAGAUCCAAAUGAUAUGCCUACAUCAUCGACUCCCUCGAAAUCAAAAAAUCCGACCACGUUGGAUCUUCGCGAAGAUGAUACAGUAUUCAGCUAUAUUAGUGACCAAUCUCACGCUAGUGUAGUUAUGGACGUGUUCAGCCUCGAUGCCUUGAAGGGUAGCAGAAUAGAUUACGAAGUCAAGUUAAUCGGUUCCGAGUUCAAGAUUGUUGACAACCCGGCCGCGACUAGCAGUUGUGGUUGCGGAACAAGCUUCGAUAUCAAGUUUUGAGUCUGAAGAGGAUCGAUAAGUGUACUGUAAGUUACUAGAUACGAUAUACCAUUUGGGGUUUGGGUUUGGCGUGAAUAGCAUGGUUUGACACCACGCGGUGUUGAGCAACAGAUUAGCGACCACAAGGGCAUGCAUGUCAUAAAAGAAUUCUUCCAUUUUUAGAUGGUCUUACCCACUGCUUCCGGGAGAGUCUUGUAUGCGUUGGUAAAAUCUCAGAAAUAUGGCAUGUAUCAACAUGAGCUAAGCAUGGGAAGCUUUGUUCUGUGCAAGAAGGGACCUGGGAGGUACCGGAGACAAAAGGUACUACGUAGUCAAAUCAAUGCUGGAAGACAUGAAGAGCAACCAAUUUGAUAACAAUGAUUUACAAUUUACAAGGAGUGGUGGUGAUAGUGAUAACGUACACAUAGAAUACAAUAGCACAGGGACAGUACGCAGUACA
Molecule: messenger RNA, 1283 nt
Organism: Botrytis porri
Lineage: Eukaryota; Fungi; Ascomycota; Leotiomycetes; Helotiales; Sclerotiniaceae
Exons: 2
Coding region: 62-844 (260 amino acids)
Biological process (GO): iron-sulfur cluster assembly
Cellular component (GO): mitochondrion
Molecular function (GO): 2 iron, 2 sulfur cluster binding; iron ion binding; 4 iron, 4 sulfur cluster binding
Source: RefSeq, a predicted model, not a curated record